Molecule: messenger RNA, 5716 nt
Organism: Aphanomyces astaci
Lineage: Eukaryota; Oomycota; Saprolegniomycetes; Saprolegniales; Verrucalvaceae
Exons: 15
Coding region: 34-5604 (1856 amino acids)
Biological process (GO): anatomical structure development
Cellular component (GO): cell surface; extracellular region
Molecular function (GO): signaling receptor binding
Source: RefSeq, a predicted model, not a curated record
GCCAAGGGGCACAACAAGGAUCCGACGAUCGAAAUGAGGCAGUGGCUGCUGCUGCUCGUCCCGUCGGUCGGCGUCGUAUCGUCCAUGCGAGUCCACCGCACUUGGACCACACAGCCAUGGUGCGACAGUGUCGUGUCACCAGUGUGGCCCUUUGCUUACCAGAAGGACCCCGCGCAAACCGUGGAAUACGCGGGUCGUGUCAACUCCAACGCCCAAGACAUGCGCCACGUUUGCUCCAGCUUUGGCGUCCAAAGCAAAUGCCACAUGUGUCAGAACGACGCCUUUCAGAUCCAAGGCGUGGAUUGGUCGGUCUUGCCCGUCAACAUUCCCACGGUCACCGACACUCCAUUCGUCGUGUCGACUGCGGUGCCCACGCAUCGCUACGAUUAUGGUCAUCCCAACGUCAGCCACGUCUGUGUGCUACUCUCUGGUGCCGACUGCCUGACACCGUCCUCGACCACCAGCUACGCAACUUGCACAACGCGAUGUUGGGGCUACCAAGCCGGUCCGUUAACUAGACAGCCAGACGUGGACGAUGCGACCGACAGAUGGGACUUUGCAAGCCAACCGUCGACGGCUCAAGGGCAAGUCACCACCGUGGCUGGUUCUGGCCAGCCCGGGUUUCAGGACGGCCCCGUGGCGUCGGCCCAGUUUUCGUUCCCGCGAGGAGUUGCUGUGGAUAGCCAACGCAACGUGUAUGUAGCGGACACAAACAACCAUCGCAUCCGACUGAUUCGUAGCGCUACCCAAGACGUAGUGACGAUCGCAGGCGACGGCGUGCGGGGGUCCAUAGACGGACCCAUCGGCGCCGCGCGGUUCUCAUUUCCCACGGGCAUCGCCGUUCUGGAGUCUGGCGGCAGUGUCGUCAAGAUAUACGUGGCCGACACGGGCAACCACCGGAUUCGGGUAAUCGAUCUGCAAUCGCAACGCGUGUUGUGUUUGGGAGGGCGGUGUGGCAACGGUACCGAGACUGCGACAUUGGCACAAUCGAUUGCAUCGCCGCAGCCAGGUCUGGCCGAUGGCAGCCCCAACAAUUCCACGUUUGAUAGCCCCAUGGGCAUCGCUGUGACCCCCCAAGGCAUUGUAUUUGUCGCAGACACUGGCAACCACGUGAUCCGCCGCGUUGGAGUGGACGGCACCACGACCACAUUGGCCGGUAAUGUCAUCCUGCAAUCCAAUCCCAUGCUAGGAUGCGCCCCGCCCUGUGUGAUGGGGGUCGCCGGCUUUCGCGACGGAAAUUUGACAUAUGCCCAAUUCAACCACCCCACCGACAUCACCCUCGGUCCGACCAAUACUCUGAUCAUUGCCGAUGACCAUCGCGUCAGGCGCAUCGUCUACGGCUCAGCGACAGUGCAAGGCAUCGCUUCGUCCGACCGCGUGGUGACUGUAGCCGGUGUAGGGCCGUUUGUGGCUGGUGAGACAGAUGGAAAGGCGGACGAAGCGUCGCUCCAUGUCACAGGAGUGGCCAUGGCUACAGAUGAGCGCGUGUAUGUAACCAGCUCGAUCUCGUCCCACAUUCGAACAGUCACGCCAUCAGCGUUGGUGAUGGAGCGGAUUACGUGCUCGACUCGGGGGUUUGAAAUCCUGAGUCCAUCGGGGUGUGGGUCGUACGAUCCUCCAUUGGGCGCCAUGGAUCAAAAAGUGUCGCCGGCCGUGGGAAACGUUUACUACAACGCCGUUCGCCGCAACGUGUCGAGUUACGAAGGAGGCAAGAACAUCUUGGGUCGCACAGUCCAGUCGUGUACGGGAUCCCCCCCCAUCGACCCCCUCGUCACAGGCUCAACUAGCGUGACUAUGUACGACUCAACUGGCCGAGUGAUCCGAUCUGUGUGGCAGGACGUCGAUGUUGGCACUUCGAUCACGGUGCAAUGUCCCGCCAACUGCAACAGCGGUACCCCCCAAGUGUUUGGCACGUCCAUGUACACGGACUCGUCCCAGAUUUGCUACGCGGCUAUUCAUGCUGGUUUGAUGACAUCCAGUGCUUCGGCCCUGCUCACGCUCACACUGGAGGCCAACACAUUGUACGACUCGUUGGCUAUUCGAACAGGGUCCACCGCCAACGGUGUCACGUCCGCCACGAUGCCGUCCGCGCAGGCUGCCGCCCGACUCUUCUCCCUGGAGAUAACCCCCUUGACCAGGCGAUUCGUGCAGACUGUUGCCGGGGCACCGGUGUCCCUCCUCGAAUCCCCGCGCGGGUAUCGAGACGGCGCCCCGCCACUGUUUGCGAAAUUCCAAGGACCAACCGGCAUCGACGUGUUUGAAACUCCAUCAAGCACGAACCUCGUGAUUGUUGCCGACACUACCAACCACCGGAUUCGCGGACUCACGGCCGCAUGUUCCAAGAUCUGUGAGAACCAAGGCCAAUGCAUCAGUGCCGAAACGUGUGCGUGUGCGCCGGGGUGGCGCGGGGACGACUGCACCAUCCCCGUCUGUACCCCGGGGCUAUGCGGAGAUCGACAGCUCUGCGUCGCGCCCGACACAUGUGCGUGUGUUCCAGGCUACAUGUCGUUUCCAGCAUGCGAUGUCCCUCUCUGCGUCCAAGCUUGUGUCCACGGCAGCUGCGGAUUUCCCGAUACGUGUGUGUGUGCGUCAGGCUGGUUUGAUGCUAAUUGCACCACGCCAGUGUGUAGUCAAACUUGCGGCAACUCUGGGAAUUGCACUGGUCCGAAUACGUGCACGUGUACACCAGAGUGGCAAGGCACGGACUGCCGCACCCCAGUGUGCCAUCAAAUAUGCGCCAACGGCGGGGUCUGUGUUGCACCCAACACAUGCCUGUGUCCGACCGGGUGGAGCGGCCACGAUUGCGCCAUCCCCGUGUGCAUCCAGGGCUCGUUUGUCGCGCACCCCAGCGGGUACCAGUACGGCCUCUUCCGUCCGUUCAGUUGGGAUGUGUACGCGCCGUGUGAAUUCGACGCGUGGUGCCAGGCCACCAUGGGCUUUGAUUGCGCGAAACGGCCGUCGACGUUGCUGCAACCGAAGUGCAAGUUGCUGGAGCUCCGGGCGACAGCCCUGAGUCAUUACUCGUACGCGGUGGAACACGCCAUCGGGAGCACCCCUUUCCGGCGGUACUCCACAGCGACCCCGUACGGGCAAGACAGGGUCAACUUGACAUAUCCAGGCGCGCCAGUUCUCAUCCCUGGGUUGUUCACGACACCGCCGUACACGGCCACAGUUGAUCGCAUUCUCGCGUCCGUGGAAAGGCGGCGCAUGACACAGGGAGUAUACGUGUGUGCCAACCAAGGCAACUGCACCGCGCCAGACAUUUGCGUUUGUGCCCAAGGCUGGAGUGGAUUUGACUGCCGUACCCCUGUAUGCACUCAAGGGUAUUACACGCCGACACAACCGACGUUCGUGUCGGCCGAGCCACUGGAAAGCAAACACUUCAACCAUCCGCCCUCAAAUGGCAACCCAGCGUACCCCCAAACUGUGGAAACGCUGUCUUGGGAUCAUUACACUGUCGCAACCGUAUCCCAAGGCAACACUCGGUUCUUGUCGCAGGGGUUUGAGGCCCAGGGGGGCUAUGCGUGUUCGUCGCGCAGCCUCACGCAGUUUGAAAAACCCGCGACGUUGGAUUCCCCGGCCCACUACUGGAACUUUGCCAAUUAUUUCUCGCAGUACAUGAACGAUUCCAUGUACUGGCCGCCGCUCUACGCAAAGUCGCCGCCAUUGUGGGACAACACCCAAGACGGAUAUCGCCGCGCCGGCAUUUGGUCGUACCAGUCCCCUGCGCAGUGGCAAAAAGGAACGUGUUUGGUCGAGUUUGUCCGAACGUGUCCGCUUCCGUCGUCCCCCACUGUCUCCGUCGACCCCGACUCGACCUACCGCCCCAUCGUGCGCUACUCGGCGGUGAAUGCCUCGUCCAUCCAGUCGUUCGACGGCUGCGUCGACUACGUCCGUCGUGGCUGCUUCAAUAAUGGCACGUGCGUCGCGCCAGACACAUGUCUCUGUGCGACGGGGUGGACGGGCACCGACUGCUCCGUCCCCAUUUGUGUUGUUCCUUGUGUCCAUGGCGCCUGCACCUUGCCCAACCGAUGCACGUGCGAUUUGGGCUGGACGGGGGUCGUGUGCUCGGUGGCGAUAUGCGCGCAAGAUUGCCGCAACGGCGGCCGCUGUGUCGCUCCAGACACGUGUGAGUGCCCGACAUGGGCUAGCGCGUGGCGGAACGGCCGGCGCAACGGCGGUACUCCCAUCUUUCUCCUUCCCGACGGAUCGCCCCAGUUGACGGGAUGGACGGGAUACGACUGCAAUACCCCCAUCUGCACCCAAGCCCAGCGAUUCCUCUUGAAUGCUGUUCGAGACACCCCCACGUUUGUCGCGAUGCGAGGCGACUUGCACAAGACGCCAUGCGUCCACUUACGCUGUCCGCAGUAUGACAUUGAGCUCACAUCCAACGAUGGUACGUCCUUCCAAUCCGGAUGCGCGCCGGGUAUUCCGUACCCCAACCCCGUCUUUACCGGCCCGUCGACGCUGAACCAGGCCAACUGGGACGCGUACAACGACACGGCCACGACUGGGCGGCAGUCCGACGCGGCGCUUUGCAGGGUGCUGCGGUGGCAGCAAGGCGAGUUUUCCAAUCGCGUCGUCCGUCUGAACCACCCGGGGGUCGCCCGGGGCGAAGGCGUGUACGAGUGCUACAACAAGGGCUCGUGUGUCCGGCCAGACGUGUGCAGCUGUGCGGAUGGGUACACGGGUUUUGACUGCCAACUGCCGCUGUGCCGGUACACGACGCCUGCGGGGGAUGUGACGGGGUGUCAGCACCACGGCAUUUGCAUCUCCAAAGACACGUGCGAGUGCAUUCAAACCCAGUCGGUGCUGUAUCAGAAGUACCCGUUGGCGCCUCGAGGCAACACGGGAUGGGCUGGGUCCAGUUGCUCCAUGGCCAUUUGUGUCCAAGGGUUCUACGACGCGCAAUGCCAUGGCCAAGCCCCCGUGGGCCACGAAGGCUGCUAUCGCUGCGCCAACGGUGGCAUGUGUGUGGCGCCGGAUCUGUGUCAAUGCGCCGAUGGCUGGACCGGCUACGACUGCAACCAGCCCGUGUGCAAAGUCAAAGUCACGCCGGAGAUCCGUGCCCAGCUGUUUACCGUGGAUGAAACCAAGGUUCUGGCCUUUGAGAACGACCCGUGCGGCACCCAAGGGGGUCGGUGGGGGAAAGAAGUGGUCAAUGGCGCUGAGAUGGGCCAAGGCAAUUGCACGUUGCCGUACCUGUGUACGUGUUUGUGUCGAGUCCGGUACGACUACGCCGAAUGCAAAAAAUCUGGCGAGUUCUGCUUGAAACCAUGGUACGAUGUGUUUGGCCGUGCGAUUCCUCCGGGGUACAUCUUCGGCACCAAGCAUUGCUCGAGUGGCUUCCAAGGACUGGAGGAUAGCAAAGGACGAUUCCAAUCGUGCCAUCUGCAGAUCUACGAGCCGACGGGUUUUCAGCGGUACACGGCAUCAUUUGUGGCGUUCAUGACCAUCGCGUGCAUACUGUUCAUGGUGUCAUUCUACUGCAUUCGAAGAAACCUCAAGCGGCGCAAUCUGCGCCUCAAGGCCGAACGGCGCCGGUCGAGGCGAGAAUCCGAGGAAAACCCGGUCAACCCAGAAUUCGCAUUUGGGCAUCAAUAACAACAAACAUUCUGCUUGACGGCGAUUGGGCAGUCGAUUUGUGACAAGUACGAUAUUGAUACCAAUGGUAUCAAUAUUAAUAUAAUCCAUACUAUUGAUUUUAGUAGGAGUG